Hemicordylus capensis (graceful crag lizard) is the source of this 495-nucleotide messenger RNA. RefSeq names its product immediate early response 3 interacting protein 1 (gene IER3IP1). Gene Ontology annotation, cellular component: COPII-coated ER to Golgi transport vesicle; Golgi membrane; endoplasmic reticulum membrane. The transcript has 3 exons. The coding region runs from base 107 to 355 and encodes 82 amino acids. NCBI's taxonomy places the organism in Eukaryota, Metazoa, Chordata, Lepidosauria, Squamata, Cordylidae. Gene Ontology annotation, biological process: endoplasmic reticulum to Golgi vesicle-mediated transport. The record is from RefSeq and is a predicted model, not a curated record.
GGUGCCGCGCCUGCGCCCUGAGCGGUCCCGGUAGCGGAGAAGGAGGCGGCGGCGGCGGCGGCGCGGGUGGACGCUUGCUGCUGGCCGGCGGAGGCGAGUCCUCGCGAUGGCGUUCACGCUGUACUCGCUGCUGCAGGCCGCGCUGCUCUUCGUCAACGCCAUCGCGGUGCUGCACGAGGAGCGCUUCCUCCGCAACAUUGGCUGGGGUACAGAUCAAGGGAUUGGAGGAUUUGGAGAAGAACCCGGAAUUAAAGCACAAUUAAUGAACCUUAUCCGAUCUGUGCGGACUGUUAUGAGAGUGCCAUUAAUUGGAGUGAACACGGUCACAAUUGUGUUGCUGUUGUUGUUUGGUUGAAGACGGCCUCUUCAGUCUGUGCAGCAUCUAGAACAAACAAACUGUCAACCAAUUUGCAUUGUGUUCAUCAGGAUUCCAUCUGACUUAGCUGUCAAAGCCACACAUUUGUCUCAAUAAAAACACCAUUUCUAUUUAUUGUA